AUGGCACUUGAUGAAUCCAUGGUUACUGGUUUGACCGGCUCUAAGAUGAGCAGCUCGGAGAUUGACUCGAAGAUUGAUCUCUUAGACAGUCAUGAUGUUGUCGAACGAAAAAUUCUUGGUGCUGCUUGUUCACGACAGGAAACUGACAAUGGAGUUUUGGCCUUUUUCAACUAUGUGCUGAUCCCUAUUGUCAGCCCUAACUCUCUCGUUAUUGCCGACAAAGAGUUUUUCACUUACGACGAAAUCAAAGAGUCAUUUUUAAGUGGUACAUUAUCCGCUGAAGAUUUGAAGAAGACUCUAAUUGAAUUUUUAAAUGAGUUAUUGGCAAAGGUGCAAGAUCACUGCAAAUCCGAUGUUGUGCGCGAUGCCCUUGAAAAGGGUUAUAAAGAAGUGAAUGAAAAUACGGCUGAGCCGAAGCAGCAUCCAGUUGUGCAAUUGAUUGGGGAUGACGACACCGCUUUGCGGUCGUGUAUAGCAAAUGGCAGAGCAAUUCGUGUGACGUUCACCAUCCAUCCCAAAGGACGCUUUCAUCUUGGUUUCCUCAUGGGAUUGCUGAAAAUGAAGUCAUUAAUCGAAAGAGGGAUUAACAUCGAAGGAAUCGUUCUAAUUUCCGACAUGGAAGCCUUCCUGGAUAACGAGAAGGUGUCUUGGAACGCUCGAGACGGUCGGAGUGAGUACUUCUAUCAGAUUUGCUCCUUCUUCAUCGAGCACCUUGGUUUGAAAAAUAGCGUCAGGGCUAUGAAAUCCGCUGACAUCGACUCCAUUUUUUCAAAAGAUUAUGUGCUAAAUAUGUACAAAAUGGCCUCAGCCGUUACUCGCGACGAGACGACCGUUUGUGAAGGAACGUCUUUGUCUGGCAAUUUGGUUCCGCUAUUUUACGCUCUCAAUCAUCAGUUACUCGGAACUGACCUCGCUAUUAUGGGUGAAGAUUCAAUCAAGAUUGCUAAUCUUGCGGUUAAGUUGUGGUCCCGAAUGAGGGUACAACCUCCAACACAAGUAGCAUUUUCGCUGCUACCGGGAUGUGAUGGAAAGAAAAUGUCAUGUUCAAAUCCCGACUUCCUUUUGGAGGCAUUUGACACACCAAAGCAAGUGAAAGUCAAGGUGGCACGGUCUUUCUGUGAGCCGCAGAACUUGAAUGGAAACGUUGCCAUGAUGCUAUCCCAACAGUUCAUUUUCCCGCUCCUUGGCUGGAUCAAGAGUCCAGAAAAUGGCGGGAAUGUAAGUGUGACAUCAUACGAAGAACUGGAGCACGAAUUUAUGCGGGGUUCAAAUCCGGAUUUCCCUCUUCAUCCUGGUGAUUUGAAGAAUGCUGUUGUAGGAUUCAUUAAUAGAUUCUUCGAUCCUGUUCGAGAACGAUUCGCCUCCAGCCAAGCUUCGUUGAUAGCUGCCGCUUUUCCCAGUGCUAAGAAAGGGAAGAAAUAA
This is a messenger RNA of Ostertagia ostertagi, 1422 nucleotides long. The record is from the annotation of a GenBank genome assembly. Lineage: Eukaryota; Metazoa; Nematoda; Chromadorea; Rhabditida; Trichostrongylidae.